UAGCGAUGAGGCUGAAAAAAUGGGCGUUGCUGCUUUUCCUCCUUUUGCUGCCUGUGGCACAAUCCACCAGAAAACCAGCCCGGAAACGUACCCACGACGAAUUAGACAAGCAAACUGUUGAACCCACUGUCAAAGUUCCAGGUUGCAAAUGGGAGCAGAUGAGAAGUUAUUCUGACCUUGACAUUCCGGUGUGCAUAAAAAUUCGCGAUAAGAGCAUCGUGCAACCAGUGGAAAUCAAAAGCUAUGCGGCUAACGUGAAGCACUAUUCGUUCUUCGUGCCCGUAAACACGAAACUGGUUUGCGCUUGUCCAGGAAGUUCGUUCUCGGAAGACCAGCGACCGACGGGACGAGACAUCAAAUUUCAAUUAGGAACCAACUCAUUUGAGGCGGAAUGCAUUGACGACCAAAAUAUGCGUGUUCAUGAUCGGAAUGAAGAUGAUCUUGGGGCGUACAAAUGCGAGAGAAUCAUCGAGUUCGGGCCCCGAAAAAUAGAAGAUCCUAGAGCAGACUCGUUCUGUCCGAAACCGUACGUUUGGAAAGGCAUAGGAUUCGACGUGAAUUUAGGAGGCAUCGAAAGAUUCAAUUUACUGGAAAUCUGCUACGACGAGCAAAAGAAGCGGACCAUCUACGUGAAGCACAAGUGGAUCAGCGGCGUAUCGCCCGGACUGCGACCUCCGUCUAAACAUUGGCAAGGGGCCAAGAAGAACGAGGAGAAAAAAUACAGCAAUCAGUGGCACAGGGGACACCUGGCGCCCGACGCCGACUUCCCCAUCUACGAACUGAAAUUUUUGACCUACUUUUACGAAAACGCGGCGCCGCAGUAUGGGCCCUUCAACUCGGUCCAAUGGUUGCAAGUGGAGAAACAAGUCCGCAAUCAAUUCAAAGAAGCAACAAUAUUCACCGGCACCAGCGACUUGGACUUAAAUCAGGAUAAAAUUUCCCAGGGAAUGGCUAAAUUAAAUUUAGCAACUACCGAUGUGAACGAGUGGAGACCAGAUUUCUUUUGGAAAAUCGCCUUCGGAACAGAUAAGGAGAGCGAGAGUAUUAAGAUGAAGGGCUACAUCUACUCGAACAAAAUCGAGCCAAAAAGCGACUCAUUCCUGAAAAACAAGAUUGACGAACGAUUUUUGUGCGCUUAUAAAGCGAGCGUCACAGCGGGAUAUUGUUUUGACGGCGCUGAUGUUGAACAAAUUACCGACCUGCUGCCCGAAGCGAAAUUUCUUUGGAAACAUGUUGAUUUUACAGAUACGAUGAAUGGACUUUUGAUGCGACGAGAUUCUCAUCCUUCGUGUAGCAAGAAAACUUGCUUGCGUCCUGGUUCCAAAUAAAUUAAGCUUAUUUAUUAAUUUCCCAUGUCAAUGAGUGUUUUAAGCUUUAAUAAUAAAAAUGGCGUUUACAAUUAAUUUCAAAAUGAGCUGUAAAUUUUAAUCUAAAUAA
Cloeon dipterum is the source of this 1437-nucleotide messenger RNA. RefSeq lists its product as uncharacterized. The record is from RefSeq and is a predicted model, not a curated record. The coding region runs from base 6 to 1328 and encodes 440 amino acids. Gene Ontology annotation, biological process: apoptotic DNA fragmentation. NCBI's taxonomy places the organism in Eukaryota, Metazoa, Arthropoda, Insecta, Ephemeroptera, Baetidae. The transcript is spliced from 5 exons. Gene Ontology annotation, molecular function: metal ion binding; nucleic acid binding; single-stranded DNA endonuclease activity. Gene Ontology annotation, cellular component: nucleus; mitochondrial inner membrane.